Quercus lobata is the source of this 2185-nucleotide messenger RNA. Its product is annotated as two-pore potassium channel 3-like. Bases 343 to 1626 code for a protein of 427 amino acids. NCBI's taxonomy places the organism in Eukaryota, Viridiplantae, Streptophyta, Magnoliopsida, Fagales, Fagaceae. Gene Ontology annotation, biological process: potassium ion transmembrane transport; stabilization of membrane potential. The transcript is spliced from 2 exons. The record is from RefSeq and is a predicted model, not a curated record. Gene Ontology annotation, molecular function: potassium ion leak channel activity; outward rectifier potassium channel activity. Gene Ontology annotation, cellular component: plant-type vacuole membrane; plasma membrane.
CCCAAGUAUAUACACCUCUCCCUUUUUCUCUCUCUCUCUCUCUGCACCGCAUACCGAAUCCAUUAACACUUUUCUCUUUCUCAAACUCUCAACUUCCUUCGCCACCUUCCUAGGCUUCACAGUUACUUCACAGUCACACACACACACACACACACACACACACACAAACACAAACCAUUAAACACAAACACAAAAACAAACCGACCGAAUCAUACUCUCAACAACAACAACCACCUUUUUCUCGAACUCUUUGUUUGUGUUGUUUCAUUCGUUCCAUAUAAAACAAACAUCCUUAAAUUAAUUUUUUUUUCCUUAAACCAAGACAAAAAUUUUCAGACCCACAUGGAGAAAGAGCCUCUGCUUUCUUAUCUGAGCCCAAGAAAAAAAUAUCAAACAACACCACCGCCAGUAUUAGUUCCACUCCCAGAAAACGAUGAGAUCUCUAUCCCUUUAACACCUUCUGAGCUCAAAGACCGUCUCAUCUUUGGACCCUUUUCCUCUUCUCCACAAGAAGCUUCACCUUUAGUUGAUGCCUUGACCCUUUCUCUCAGUUCUCCAAGACCCUCUUCUUCUUCCGUUUCUAUAUUUGACCCUUCAACCCCACAAGCUCAUGACACGCCUCAAUCCCAACAAGCUUGGCUUCUUGACCCCAAUUGCCCAUGGACCAAAACAAAUCUUCACCGAUCCAAAACUGCACCGGCUAUGGCUGUUCUCAACGAUUUUACCCACCCUUCUGUGCCAAGACCUCAAUUUGGGUCCCAAUCUGUUGUGGGUCAAGCUUGUAUUCUUCUAAUUUUGUAUCUGUCAUUAGGGGUGGUUAUUUAUUGGUUUAAUAGGGACAAUUUCUCUUCUAAUGAGACACACCCUGUUGUGGAUGCUUUGUAUUUUUGUAUUGUCACAAUGUGUACCAUUGGUUAUGGUGACAUUACGCCCAAAACUACAACAACCAAGUUGUUCUCCAUAUUGUUUGUGUUGGUGGGGUUUGGUUUUAUUGAUAUAUUGCUGAGUGGGAUGGUCAGCUAUGUGCUUGAUUUGCAGGAGAAUUAUUUGUUGAGGACUAUGAAGAGUAAGGGUGGGAAAGAAGCCGGGAGGUCUUAUAUUGUUGAUGUGAAGAAAGGGAGGAUGAGGAUUAGGAUGAAGGUGGGAUUGGCAUUGGGGGUUGUGGUUCUCUGUAUUGGAAUUGGGGUGGCUGUAAUGCAUUUUGUGGAGAAGCUUGGGUGGGUGGAUUCGUUUUAUCUUUCAGUUAUGUCGGUUACCACAGUUGGGUACGGUGACCGGGCUUUUGAGUCCUUGACUGGUCGUAUUUUUGCUUCCAUUUGGUUGCUGUUUUCGACACUCGCGGUUGCUCGAGCAUUUUUGUACUUGGCCGAGGCAAGAGUUGAUAAGCGGCAUAGGAGGAUGGCAAAGUGGGUUCUUGGUCAGGACAUGACUGUCUCUGAGUUUCUUGCUGCUGACAUUGACAACAAUGGCUUUGUGAGUAAAUCAGAAUAUGUCAUAUACAAGCUCAAGGAGAUGGGAAAGGUAUCAGAGAAAGACAUUAUGCAGAUCUGUGACAAAUUUGAUAGGCUAGACACUGGAAACUGUGGAAAGAUAACUCUUGCUGAUCUUAUGGAGAACCAUCAUUGAUAUAAAAGACUCUUGGUAAGAUUCUUAUUAUAAUGCUACAGAAAGGCAGAAGAAAAUCCACGUUGUUAUUGUAAGUUGAUGAAGGUGCUACUAUGUAUUCAAGUACCAUAAGGUAAUCUAUGAACUUGAUUUCCUUAUCAGUUGUUCCUCAUUUGUAUUUAAAUUCUGAUCUUCCAAUUGAAUAGCUAUAUCAUUUUUUUUACUAGUGGGAGUUCUAGGUAUCGAUUUGAGUUUGUUCAACAAGAACAGUGGAUGAAGCGUGAUUAAUACGAGUGCAUCACAAACACCAUCUUUCAUGGUUUUAUUGCUCACUCAAUUGUACAAAUCGGUUAGAGACAGUGAUGGUCACUGCAUCUUCGAACUUGCCCUUGCCCUUGCCCAUCAUGAUGUGCGGUAGAUCAGGGGUUUUGACAUGUGGAACAAUUUUUCUGCCUGAAGCUAUUUUCAACUUUGUACAAAGUUAUGUUAGGAGUACUUUUUCAAAGGUCUGUAUUUAUUCUUUGCGAAAACCUGAUGAUAAAAGAUUAUGAUCAAUCAUUAUAAAGUUUAUUAUUGGUUC